AUGUCACAAAUAUGGUUAUUCGUGGGUUAUGACUCCUGCAAGCCGGUCGUGGGCGCCGUGCAAGGCAUCUUAAACGCAGUGAAACAGAUCUGGCCGGUCAACGGAAGGGUAACGGUAAAAUCAGUAAUUUGGAAGUGCGUGAUUUGCUAUAGAAUGAAAACCAGAACUCUGCAAUAUCCAAUAGCCCAACUUCUGACAAAUAGAGACAAAUUCGAGCAACCAUUCUUAGCGGUGGGCGCCGACUAUUGCAGGCCAUUUUAUAUCAAGGAGAAAAAACAGCGCAACGCAAAACGAUUGGUGGCUUAUGCAGCACUAUUUGUUUGUUUUAGCAUAAAGACAAUACACAUCGAAUUAGUCAGUGCUCUCACCUCUGACGGAUUUCUUGCAGCACUGAGGAGAUUCUUCACUAGGCGCGGAAAAUUCAUAGAUUUUUAUAGUGACAAUACUGCAACAUUUACCGAGGCAUAUAAUGAAUUACAAAUAACCAUUGCAACGAUAAACUCCGAAACGAAUAUACAUUUCCGAAACUACUUGUUAAAUAAUAACAUAAGGUAA
Bombus pyrosoma is the source of this 555-nucleotide messenger RNA. RefSeq lists its product as uncharacterized. Gene Ontology annotation, molecular function: nucleic acid binding. Lineage: Eukaryota; Metazoa; Arthropoda; Insecta; Hymenoptera; Apidae. The transcript has a single exon. The record is from RefSeq and is a predicted model, not a curated record. Bases 1 to 555 code for a protein of 184 amino acids.